This is a messenger RNA of Pimephales promelas (fathead minnow), 6676 nucleotides long. It is a transcript of the gene socs5b, whose product is annotated as suppressor of cytokine signaling 5b. Gene Ontology annotation, cellular component: phosphatidylinositol 3-kinase complex. Lineage: Eukaryota; Metazoa; Chordata; Actinopteri; Cypriniformes; Leuciscidae. Gene Ontology annotation, biological process: intracellular signal transduction; phosphatidylinositol phosphate biosynthetic process; epidermal growth factor receptor signaling pathway. Gene Ontology annotation, molecular function: 1-phosphatidylinositol-3-kinase regulator activity. The record is from RefSeq and is a predicted model, not a curated record.
UUCUCGCCCUGCGUCUCACUACAGUCUCAACUCGCUGCAAGCUCGCGCUGUCGGCCUGUUCUUCAUGCGUUUGUUUGGCUUGUCAAGCAGAAGUAUGGGCUCAGUGGAUCGGACAUUGGCCUUGGAUUAUGCUGCCGUUCCAGCCGACCAGAAUGAUGCAGGAUUCGGUUGUUCUCCUGCUUUAUAAAAGCAAACCUCGGGAAUGAGCACUUCUGCUUCUUCGCUCGUGUUUUAUUCGCCAGGGCUGAGCGUAGGCUAUAUGGGACAGUAGCGAGCCUAACAGCUUUAACAGCCUUCUUUUGUAGACAAAAGAAGGCUGCGAAGUAAUAUUCACAAAUUCAAGAGGUUGUCUCCAAUCUAUGGAGAAAGCGGGCAAGAUGUGGGGUAACCUCAGGAGUAGAUGCCAAGCCCUCUUCAACAAGGAUGGCACAGAGUCCAGUCUGUGCAGCCAGGACUUGGAUUGUGUUCACUGUGUGGUGGACUUGGGCAGGGGAGCACAUGCAGAACCCUAUGAAACUAGGUCUUCCACACCCUCACGGACUUUGUCACCAAUCCCACUGGUUACUGGAAGACGCAGAGGCCAUAACUGUGUGGCAGAUAUACCCCAGAUAGUAGAAAUCUCCAUUGACAAAGAAAGCGAUGAUGCAAGGAGGGCCCCCCUUGUGCGUAGGGACUCCUACUCGCGUCAUGCUCCCUGGGGAGGUAAAAAGAAACAUUCUUGCUCAACUAAAACACAAAGUUCACUUGAGGCUGACAGGCGAAUGGGACGCUCAAGAGGAAGUACAGCCAGGAGAGAGCGCCGUUAUGGAGUUAGCUCCAUCCAAGAGAUUAAUGAUUCUGUAGGAGCUGGCAGCAGUGGGCGCAGCCUUAGUAACCGUUCUCUGCGGCAGCGACUUCGAGACACCGUAGGCUUGUGCCUUCCUCUCACCACGCACAGCCGCUCUCAGUCAGCCAAAGGCCAGGUGUCCUCCAAACGUAAGAUCCACCUGACGGAACUGAUGCUUGAAACAUGCCCUUUCCCACCCGGUUCAGAUCUAGCCAACAAGUGGCACUUAAUUAAGCAACAUACAGCACCAGUCAGCCCUCAUUCCUCAACUGCUCUUUUGGAUGCAUUUGAUUCAGCACAUUCUUCCCCUGAGGAUGAGGAGGAGAGACUGCGUGAACGGCGUAGACUUAGCAUAGAGGAAGGAGUGGAUCCCCCUCCAAAUGCCCAGAUCCAUACACUGGAGGCAACUUCACAGACCUCUUCCCUCUAUAAACUGGGACCAAAGAUGGCUCCUGUUGUUGGGGACGGACUUGUGGAGGGCAGGAGCCUGGGAACAGUCUCCUCCAUUUCUGGGGGGUUAUCGGGAAUUGCCGCACAAGUUGCAGCGAGUUUGGCAGUGCCAUCUCACACUGUUGACUGUGACUCUGAGGAGGACUCAACUACCCUUUGCUUACAGACACGAAGGCCCAAGCAGAGGCAUGCCUCUGGAGACACCCACUGCUCCAGACAGCCAGGGCCUUGGAAGGUCCACACACAGAUUGACUAUAUCCAUUGUUUGGUUCCUGACCUACAGGCCAUAACUGCACUUCCUUGCUAUUGGGGGGUGAUGGACCGGUACCAAGCAGAGGCACUGCUGGACGGACGGCCAGAAGGAACCUUUCUGCUACGUGACUCUGCACAGGAGGACUACUUAUUCUCCGUUAGUUUUCGACGCUACAAUCGUUCACUGCAUGCACGCAUUGAACAAUGGAAUCACAACUUUAGUUUUGAUGCGCAUGACCCCUGUGUCUUCCACUCCUCCACGGUAACAGGCCUGCUUGAGCACUAUAAAGACCCCAGUGCCUGUAUGUUCUUUGAGCCCCUGCUCACUGCUCCCUUACACCGGACUUUCCCUUUCAGCCUUCAGCACCUGGCGCGCGCCGCCAUCUGCAGAUGCACCACCUACGAUGGCAUUGGGGCCUUGCCAUUGCCUCCAACCAUGCAGGACUUCCUCAAAGAGUAUCACUACAAACAGAAAGUCCGUGUGCGCUGGCUAGAGAGAGAGCCGCCAUUCAAGGUCAAAUGAGGUCUGGUUCUGUGCCGAGAAAGGCAGGAGUGUGGGCAAGAGCUUUUCCGCCAGAGGAGUCUGUGUCUCAUAUUAUCAAUCAAACUGCUGGCUUUAGAAACAAGGCAAAAGGGGAUGUUAUGAACUUCCGGCAGUUUAAUCCUGCAAAUACCACACAUGGAAUCCAUACAUAUGAUUCAAUGCAGUACAUUCUGUCAAGCUAGCUUAUGUGCUGAAGUGUUGAGCAUGCUGAGAAUGAGACGGUCUUAUUCUCUCUGCUCUUUUUCAUAUGACCUUAUAUCCAGUAGAUCUUCACUAGCAUGCCUCCUGCAUUUUAUCUUCUAGUGUUUUACGCUAUUUUGAGCAGGUUAACUGAGUGUUGUUUUAUUAAUUAGCCUAAUUUGUGAGGCAAAAGGAUGAAAUCUAUAUUAGCUAAGUCCAGUGAUUAAAAUAUAUUCAUCAAAUAAUCUUGGAACUCUUGAUAACCUGGAUAUCUGCUACUAUCUAAAACUUAAUGUUAAACAUCUAGACACGUUAACUAUAUGACUAUUUGCUAAAUAAUGGCUAAUUUAUCAACAAUAUCGUCAAGAUGCUUUACAGCACCCUCCUACAAGUGUUAAGUUCCCAGAGACAGCACUUGUUGAGCCUUGUGUACGAGGACUGAAUCACAGUUAUACAUGCACUUCUCAGAACUAAGCAUGUUUUAUUUUUUUAAAUCAAGGCAGACAGAAGUGAAAGGCAUGAAUAAAUUGUCUGAGGAGGAAGGAGCUACUAUAUGCAAAAAGCUACUUUUUCCUUUUACCCAGUGGCCCUAGAGUGGGAACACGGGCACAGUUCAUCAUGUGCCAUAUGAUAGAAAGGACAGAUUAUUUAAUUCUGGGCCCUCCUGUAGUGUCAUAUCGUAACAUAAUUCUUGUUUUAAACAAUCUAUUUCAUCUAAUUCUAUUUUCCAUUUUUAUCAUUGACAGUCUAAAAUGACAUUUUAAUGGGCACUUUAAUUGUUGUUUGCAUACCACACAAUGACUUAAAGACUCAAGUACAUGCAUUGGUUGUCUGUAAUUUUUUAUUUUUUUUUUUAUGGACGUUAUUCAUAGGAUGUCAGUUUAAUCCCCCAUUUUCCCAGCACGAGUCACCCGAAGUUUAUGUUAGUGUCAAGUAUCUCUUACCUUGCCUGUGCAUAUGGUAUUUGCUCAAAGCUAUAUUUUAGCUAACAUGGUUAUGCAACAACCGGAAAUGGACCAAGAAAGUCCUCUGUAAAACUUGUAUAGAUGCCUCUAAGAUUAUUUUCCCUUGGAACACAAAUGCCAUUUCUGCGUAUAUAUUUUGUUUGUUGGAUUGAUGUCCAGUUCUGUUAUAAAGUGUGGUGUUUCACUUGAUAAUGUUGCACUUUUAUUCAUUAUGAAGCAUGCGGCUAUGCUUCCCUUGUCAUAAUUGUGUGCACUAGUGACUGAGAUUCCCUGAACACUGUAAACAACAUAGUUCUAAAACUCUAUACUUUUGAUGUUCUUGGCUUUACACACAAGUUUCAUUUAAGGCCAACAAAUUCAUGCUCAUGUUUAAUAUCAGAUAUUCAGCAUUGCAAUGGUAGACUUAAGUUUCAGGCAGACGUCAGGCCAUGCAUAAUUAUGUAAAACUGAUUUAGCAGAAUUUUGAUGAUCAGUGACCAAAGGUGUGUAUCUCUAGGUUGUUGUUGUGAAUGAGAAAUCUUCCACCAUGCCUCUUGAUUAUUUAUAUUGAGCUCAAUCGCUUAAUUAAUAGUGUCCAGUUUUCUGGCAGAAUAGCGCCCAUUUUGAAGCCAUUUAUUUGAACUGCAAUUAAAUUAUUUCAGAACAUGCCUCAGUUGUCGCUGAAAGGAAGUAAUUUUGUUAAUUUAAGAAAAACAAUCUCUCUAUUUUUCCACUUUAAUGUCCUGAAUUAAAAGUCAAAACAACCAUCUUAAAAUUUCUUCCACCCUGCACACUGUAUGCUCUGUAUACAGGCUCAUGUUAUGUCAACUGUACAUGUCAGAUGAUGUCAUCUGCUUUUAAGACUUUAGCUUUGAGAAUAAUAUACCUUUCAUUGAAUCUACAGACAGAGCACUUAACCACCGCUAGCAGUUUCUCAGCUUCUCCCGAGCCUAGCCUGCUGAAGAAAAACCAUCUGAAACCAGCCUAAGCCGGUUUGCUGGUUUUAAUUGGUCUCCCAUGUUGUAGGCACUUUUCUUCUGGUCAGGCUGGGAGACCAGAUUGACCAAUUGAAGGGCAGCUUUGCCAGGCUGACACACCAGCUAAAACCACCUUAGGCUAGUUAAAGCAGGAUUUUAUUGUUAAAAAAACCAAACAAAAAAAAAACACUUAUAGUUUAUAUUUGACAACUAUGUUUAAUCCAGUUUUUCAUGUUUGUAAGGAUAUGGUAACAUUGUAAUGCCAUGGUUUUAUCUUCUGAGGACAACACUGUAACCUACGACGAAAACAAAAAAACAAAAAUUUUAAAACAUGAAGGCUCAACGAUGCUGAAGGUGUUCAGCAGACAUACAUGAUGCUCUUUUCCCAUUUCAGGAAUGAGCUCAGAUGUAAACAGCUGCAUUUAUGGCAGAAAGCAUAAUUUUCAAGGGUGUUGGUUUGCGGGCUGUUAAAUGCUUAGUGACAGCCUUCCUCACCAAAUCCUUUGCUUUUUUUUUUUUUUUAAACUCUGGCAUACUCAUAUAGUCAUUUGGGACUUUCUAUGCCACUGCACAGUGAGCGAGUCUCUCCUGGCAGAGUUACACCCUGCCCUGCCUUACAGGCACUAAUCACAGGCUAAAUUUAAUAUGCUAGCCUCUAAAUUUACCACCUGCAAAAAAGACCACUCUGUGUUUCUUGAUGGGUGCUGUGAAGAUAGAGAAGAGAGGUACUUUUUGCUCUAAUUUUUCCUCUUCCUUCCCAGUCUGACCACAUCCUCAGCAUCACCCUCUUUCUUGGAUAUGUAGCGCUGAAAGCAGAGAGCAUAUUGUUUGUCUAGUCUGGAUGCUAUGCUAAAGUUAGCAUUAGCAAGUAGCUAACACACACAGUGCUCCAUUGAGGAACAUGCGAGGAAUGGGGCCGUGUUUGAAACCACAGUCGUUAUUUAGUUAAUAGUUUAGAGAAAGUAUUAUGAGGGAAGUAUAACACACCAAACUAAUCCAACAUAGUGUUCUCAGCAACUCAGGCCUGGUUCGUUGCCUUUACUGCAGAAGUCAACAAAGAUUACAGUGAGGAGUGUUGUUUUGAGAUUUCUAUGAGCUGUGUCUUGUGCUUAUGGCCUGGGGAUGCUUUGUCUUUGUUUUCAUGGUUAACAACUAGAUCAUUCUGAAACCGCUUCUCUAUACAGAGGAGUCUGAUGUUCUUUCUGCCCUUUUUCCCCAUGGGAAUUUAUGUCAGCCACUGUAGCACAUACUGACCAUAUGACCAUGUCAAAUAUAGAACCUGCUUGCAAACUAGCCAGUGAAAAAAAAAUUAUAUUAAUUCACACAUACUCAAAUGUACCCAUAUUUGUUUGAUGUUGAGGUGUACAAGUAAAUUAUAGAGUGAACUUUAUUCUACAGACUCUGGCAGGGCAGACAUUGAUCUUGAACUUACUAAUCCUUCUGUUUAGAUCAUAAUUCUUUCAGCUCUCCUUUAGUGCCAACGUGUAAAGCUCUGGGGCCUCAUUUAUGAAGCAUGCGUAUUAUCAUCCUAAAUGUGAAAGUAUGAUCAUUACCCAUGAUUAAAACUGAAAAUGAGAUGAUAAAUUGAUGAACUGGUCUCUGCCAUCAUUCAAUGCAACAAAAUUUGAACAGUGCUAUUUUGUGUGUGUGAACAUUUCAAUUUAUUUAUUCAUUUAGUCUAUUGUUCAGUUUGCAAUUCUAUCAAUAAAAAGUCUACAGAAAAUUCAGCAAAAAGGUCAUUAUGCAUGCUUUUCACUUGAACAUAAAAGAAUAUUGCCAUGACAGUUUCAGCCUUCCUUGAUCCUAAUUUGUUCCUACGCAGGAUCAAAUCCAUGGACUUUAGGAUUAAAUCUGAAUUUAGGAUUAAAUCUGGUUUUAUAAAUGAGCCCUCUGAUCUUUGCAACUUUGGUGCCAAAAUUUGUUGCAAAAGGAGUUAGUCGAAGCAGAGUAGCACUUGAUGAAUUGUUAUUUUUACAUAAAUUGUAUCUCUAAUACACAAUGAGUGUGAUGUAACCAUGGUUGCGAUCUAAUGUCACUUUAAUGCUAUACGUGCACGCUUGUAGCAGUUUAUGUGUGGGUGCUGUGGUGACAGGGCUUGAUGAUGAUGAUGAUGGGGGCUAAUGGUUGUCAUUCUGCCUCCUUCACCGCCUUAUACAUUCUGACCAAUCACAACAGCCUUCUCAGCUGCCACAGAUUAACCAAUCUCUAAUCAUACAGUAUCACCAAAUAUUGUUCUCUGUUCCCUUCAACCUUCUUUUCUCAUUCAGUUACCUAGUAUCUCGAUGAAAGAGGUGUUUAAAAAAAAUGUUCACUUUAUAGUUUUUGUAUUUUGUUUGUCCUCUCCACCUCUGCAUAUUUUCUUGGACUCUGUUGUUUUAUUCUUUGCAUAAUCUGUUUUGUUACAGCCAAUGCCCUUGUAGAUGUCACUCUUGGUGCUUUGUGAAUGCUUCAUUGUCUUAAUAAUAUUAAUAAAAUAUUGAGUGUAUUCCAUGCAGUAAAUAGA